Amphibalanus amphitrite is the source of this 785-nucleotide messenger RNA. RefSeq lists its product as uncharacterized. Lineage: Eukaryota; Metazoa; Arthropoda; Thecostraca; Balanomorpha; Balanidae. The record is from RefSeq and is a predicted model, not a curated record. The transcript has 2 exons. The coding region runs from base 77 to 430 and encodes 117 amino acids.
CCCCGCCCCCGCCCCCGCACCGGCGCCCAGGCAGAAAGCGCCCGUCCAGUUCCGCUGUGAGCUGGGAGCCGUCUGGAUGGAGAACUGCAACGAGUGCCGCUGCCAGAGCAACAAUCACGUGGUGUGCGCCCACCUGGCCUGCCUGCGUAACGCGCCGGCCCGACCAGUGGCCGAGACGGCCGCCGCCGGCGCCGACCCCGCCCCGGGCGCCGCCGCUCUGACCCCUGUCAGCCAGAGCCGCGACCCGGCCUGCUACCAGGGCAGCUGUCCGAACGAGUGUGACAGCAGGCUGGACGAGAGCGGCUGUCAUGUCUGCCACUGCAGCAAAAAGAUCGGGGAGGUGACAGCCAUGAUGGCGCCCCCGCCCGGUAAGAAGCGACGCUGGGGCUUCCUGACAGUAGCGAGGGGUCUGAGGAAUACCCGACCCUGAGCGGCGGCAGGGUCGGAGGACGGCAGGGCGAGAGGAACGCGAGGAACCGGAGGAACUGGGAACAUCGAGGAACUGCAGGAACGGGGCAAGGAGGCUGAGGAAGGUGCAACCGAGAGCCUGGAGGAAAGGGAGGACAUGGAGAGUGCUGGCAAUGCGAGGAACGGAAAAACGAGACGGCCGAGGGGAACAGCGAAUAUGUACUGUAAUGAACACGAGGAAUGGGAAAAAGGAAGAAUGAACGAUAAAGCAAGAUCUGUGAUGAGCACAGGAAUGUUGGAGAAGCGUUGAUUGAUAGAACGCGAAGAAUGGGGAACGCGGGACCCAUAAAACUCAAACAGUGAAUGAGAUGAACAAC